This is a messenger RNA of Closterium sp. Naga37s-1, 3219 nucleotides long. NCBI's taxonomy places the organism in Eukaryota, Viridiplantae, Streptophyta, Zygnematophyceae, Desmidiales, Closteriaceae. The record is from the annotation of a GenBank genome assembly.
AUGGCGUCUGUCGGUCCCGUCCAGGUGGAGAAUGUUCCUGGCGGUCUCGUGCCGUCGCUGCCGUUAGUCCGUACGCUGGCGUCUUCUCCCAUCUCGCACCUUUUGUUCUUUCACAAAGCGAUUAAGGCCGAGUUGGACAAGCUUCACACCACCGCGUUGGCCUUAGAACGCGGCGGAAAGGACACGCAGCUGUUGCUGGAACGCUAUGAAUUCCUUAGAAAUGUCUAUAAAAGAUACCGAUUCCUCUCAGAUAUUUGUGUGUUUCACAGCACAGCAGAGGACCAGGUGGUCUUUCCUGCUCUUUCAAAACGUGUAGACCUUCCAACACGCUAUGUACAGGCCCAUGCAAACGAAGAGAAGCUCUUUGCUGCAGUAGGGCAUCUGCUAGACGAGGUCCGGCAUGUGAUGGAGCACAGUCCCAGCGCCGCCGAGCCUCUGCUUUCAGAGCUGAAGAAGCAAGCACUGACCAUUGUGGAGUCACUGGACCAGCACUUGCAAGCUGAAGAGGAUGAUGUUUUCCCUCUGCUGCGGCAGCACUGCAGUCUGGAUGAGCAGCGGCAGCUCGUCUACCGGUGCCUGCUGGUGAUGCCUCUGCGGCUGCUAGAGCGUGUGCUCCCGUGGGUCAUGACGUUCGUCACAAAGGAGGAGGCCUCGGAGAUUGUCGAGAACAUGAAGCUCGCGGCUCCGGAGAUGGAUGUUCCUCUGGUCUCCCUGUUCACAUCCUGGGCCAGUAAGCACCCACCCCAAUCUGACGACACCACCACACCACCCCAAGCCUUAGAUUCCAGCGUUUUUGACAUUCCAAGACCGUUUACAACAGCAAAAUCAGGAGACCACUCAAUACACUCGAGCUUAUCAGCGGAUGCAGCCUCAUUGGAAGUGGGAUCCCAGCGCACAGCAGCCAGCCCCAAGGACAGCGUCUCCACCCCUCCCUCCAAGCGACCCAGGCUCCUCAGCGGCUCUUUCCAGAGCCUGCCAGCAAUCCUGAUCAAACCCGAGCCUCCCCCUCCUAUGCAGCUCUCUGCCUCCGAGCCUGGGUCUCUCGGUUCCAAAGCGCUCAGCUUCUCAAGUGCAGCAGGCCGCGCUCUCACUCGCUCAUCUGCCUCCAGAGGGGGGUUUCUCACGGGAGGAGUCCUGGGUCCCGGCAUUUUCUCAAAUGAUAGGGGUAGCUCAUCCAGCCAGCGGCCCAUUGACGCGAUUUUCCACUUCCACCAGGCGCUUAGGAAGGACCUGGAGUACCUCUCUGCUGAGUCAGCACGGCUUGCCACGUGUGACGACGACGCCGCCCGGGAUUUCAGCGGUCGUUUUCACUUCCUGUGGGGGCUGUACCGCGCGCACAGUAACGCCGAGGACGAGAUUGUGUUUCCGGCGCUGGAGGCGAAGGAGGCGCUGCACAACGUGAGCCACUCAUACACGAUUGACCACAAGCAGGAAGAGGAGCUUUUCGACGCGAUUGCAGGCGUAUUAAACCAGCUUUCAGGGGUGAUUUCGGCGAUUAAUAAAGCCAUGGGGGUGGCGACGAAAGCCGAGGAGAGCGGAGGGGAGGCGGAGCGGGAGGAGGCGAGGAAGCAGGUGAAGGAGCUGGAGGAGAGGAGGAGGGAGCUGGCGGAGCGGGUGCAUCGGAUGAGUCUGUCGGUGCGGCUGUGCCUGGACCAGCACAUCUCCCGCGAGGAGCUGGAGCUGUGGCCGCUGUUUGGGAUUCAUUUUAGCAUGGAGGAGCAGGACGCGAUUGUGGGGCGCAUCAUUGGCACCACAGGCGCGGAGGUGCUGCAGGCCAUGCUGACGUGGAUCACAGCAGCGAUUUCAGACGAGGAGCAGGCAGGAAUGGUGGACACGUGGCGCAAGGCAUCCCGCAACACCAUGUUCGACCAAUGGCUGAGCGCCUGGUGGAAGUCCCCUGCUGGCACGUCCAACCCCCUGCCGCCCUCCCCUGGGCACCAAGGCCACGCCAGGGACGAUCUGGCUGACAGCCUCUCCUCUGACGCGUUGCAGAUGGUGGCGGAGUAUCUAGAGAGUGAUGGGUCACGGCAAGCAGCAGGGGCAGAUGCAGCAGAGCAGGGAGAUGCAGUAGCAGCCACUCGUGUUGACGCAUCCUGUGCGGAUGGUGCUGCAGAUGCUGGUGCCGCUGGUGCUGCUGGUGCUGGUGCUGGUGGUUGUGAUGGUGCUGGGUGUAGACAUGGUCAUGCGGAAGGGACGGCAUCUGACAGGGAGGGUACGGGUGGAGAGGGGUGUUGUGUGGCAGGAGAAUGUGGUGAUGUGCACAGCGGGAACGAUGCAAGUGGUGGUGGGGGAGGUGGUGAGAGUGGGGGUGGAGGGAGUGGGGGUGGAGGGAGUGGGGUGCAGGGCAAGGAGGUGGAGAAGGACAAGAGGACGUUUAGGCCGGGGUGGCACAACAUAUUCCGCAUGAACCAGAAGGAGCUGGAGGCCGCCAUCCGCCGCGUCUCCAGCGACUCCUCGCUGGACCCCAGGAGGAAGGCGUACCUCAUGCAGAACCUCAUGACCAGCCGGUGGAUCGUGGCGCAGCAGCAGCGGCACAAGUCGUCCCGCGACGCUCCAGAGGAGGAGGUGCUGUGUGCGUCGUACCACGACGAGGAGAAGGGCAUCUACGGCUGCCAGCACUACCGCCGCAACUGCAAAGUGCGUGCUGUCUGCUGCAACAAGCUCGUCUCCUGCCGCUUCUGCCACGACAAGGUCGCCGACCAUGCCAUGGACAGGCAUGCAGUGCGGGAGAUGAUGUGCAUGAAGUGUCUUAAGGUGCAGCCAGUGGGGCAGUACUGUGCCACGCCCUCCUGCAACGGCUACUCCAUGGCCAAGCACUACUGCAGCAUCUGCAAGCUCUUUGACGACGCCAGGGACAUCUACCACUGCCCGUUCUGCAACCUGUGCCGGGUGGGGCGGGGCCUGGGAAUCGACUACUUCCACUGCAUGACGUGCAACGCGUGCAUGUCCGUGACACUCGCGCAGCACACGUGCCGGGAGAAGGGCCUCGAGUCCAACUGCCCCAUCUGCCACGACUUCCUCUUCACCUCCUCCGCACCCGUCAAGGCGCUCCCCUGCGGCCACUUCAUGCAUUCCGCGUGCUUCCAGGCAUACACCUGCGAGCACUACACCUGCCCCAUCUGCUGCAAAUCUGUCGGAGACAUGCGGGUGUACUUUGGAAUGUUGGAUGCUCUACUAGCAGCAGAGCAGCUUCCAGAGGAGUACCGCAACCGGCAACAG